This is a messenger RNA of Cladophialophora immunda, 2432 nucleotides long. RefSeq lists its product as uncharacterized. The transcript has a single exon. Bases 85 to 1554 code for a protein of 489 amino acids. NCBI's taxonomy places the organism in Eukaryota, Fungi, Ascomycota, Eurotiomycetes, Chaetothyriales, Herpotrichiellaceae. The record is from RefSeq and is a predicted model, not a curated record.
GCGAGUCAAAGGUGGGCAGCCAUCGUCUCCAGAUCCGCAAAUCUCCAGAGAUGAACGAUUGAUAUUUGAAUCUCUGCUCGCACCAUGGCGGAAGUUUCGAGGCUCUACGUGGAGUGCUCAAAGAUUCCGCAUCUGGCACUCUCCAUAUCUGCGAAGCGCGCAGCUGCUCGCCCAGCUUCUCCAUGUCUCAAUCAACAGCAGCUUCUGUCGCGUUCAGUCGGUCGACCUGCGCGCUCAGCACCUCUACAAGCUGUGAGAAAGGCCUAUUAUCUCUCUCAUCACCUUCCCUCACGCAGGCACGCCUCCUCCAAACCACCCAUUCCGAACCCCAAUAUCCCUCGACCUGCACAAUCCCAAUCCCAAUCGCAACACAAACCCCGACCGACGCUCCUCGAUCGCGCAACCGCCCAAGAUGCGCUCGACGCCCUCGCCGCCAAAAACCGGCGGCAGCGCAUCCACAUGUCCUCCAACACCUACUUCUGGAUCACCUCGCUUUUCGGCUUCCUGCUCUCCACCUACGUCGCCUACACGUACAUGUCCUACGCGCGCUCCGUGAAGGAGUAUGAGAAUCUCGACCUUCCGCAGAACGCCGACGUCUCUUCGCGGUGGUUGGAUUCCUCGAGAAACUUCGACGACGAGGUCGAGUUGUCGGAGAAGAUGAUGGGUUUGAGGAGCAAGAGGGAGGAGUUGUGCAGAGAGGCCCGGGGCAACGUGCUGGAGGUGAGUGCGGGGACUGGGAGAAAUAUGGAGCUGUACCGCCUGGACCCUCUUGUCACGCCCGAAGACAGGAGAGUGGAAAGCUUGGUGUUCAACGAUUUGAGCGACACCAUGCUGUCCCAAGCACAGAAGAAGUUCGAGAAGCUGCAGGAGAAGGCGAAGGACAAUAGGCGAUUUCCCGGGCCGGUGCAAUUCGUGGUUGGCGACGCAGGUGACAAAACCCUUAUCAAGAGGCCAGAAGGUGGAUUUGACACAAUAAUUCAGACCAUGGGGAUUUGUAGCCAGACCAACCCGGUCGCCUUUUUGCGGCAGCUGGGAGAUCUGUGCAGGCAGCCCGGGGAGAAGAGCUCGGGCGUCGACAUGAGGACAAUCGAAAAAGAGGCCAGACAGCGUCUUGAGGAUAUUCAGAAACGCAAGGACCAUGUUGUCUCGGGGCCAGAGGGAAAAAUGCAGCAAGAAGAAGAUGCGCUUGUUGCAGAGCACGGAGGGGAUUUAGGAGGGAAGAUCCUCCUCCUCGAACAUGGCCGGUCAGACCUUGAAUUUAUCAACCGGGUACUGGACAACGGUGCAAAAAUGCAUGCCGAUCACUAUGGAUGUUGGUGGAAUAAAGACAUUGAGCAGAUCGUCAAGGACAGCGGGCUGAUUGUAGAGCGGAAAAGGAGAUAUCACUUUGGGACGACGUGUGAGUAUGUUCUCAGGCCAAGACCAAAACCCAGAAGCGAGAAUGAGAUAGAGAAGACGGGGGAGAUGGUAGAGGCUGGGAAGACUGCUGUCGUAGACUCCAGUCAAGGUUCGCAGGUCAAGGGAUGGAUGGGCGGAUGGUUUGGCAAAGAUUGAACAAGAGCACAGGAGAAACUCUCAGCAGUUCAAAAUGUUCUGAAAACGUUAUCGUAGGCAGCAGCAACAGUUGGCAAUGCUUGCCUUCGGCUUCUGGAUGGAUUGAGCCUGGUGGUGGCAUUCCUUGUAAUCGCGAGGGACGCACGCGAGGCUGAGGAAAAAGGAGGGAACGAGAAGGGUACGUGAACACGUGCCGCUCCCGAUGUUUGCAGCAUCACGGGCCUAUGGGACUCGAUCGGAUUCCCACGGCUACCAACCUGUUGACGAUGGCAGUGCCGGCAACUGGGUUCAUUGGUCCGCUGAGUUUGGGGUGUUGAAGUCAGCAAAGUGGAAGACAGACGUCAGCCAGUGCGACUUGCACAAUCCCUUGUUAUCUGGCACAUGCUGAUAUUGCUGUAAGCGAAAGCGGGAACUUCGACUGGUGAGUUCGACCGGCUUGAUGAUACAUGGUCCCCAUUGGGCAUUUGUUCGGUUGUGUUCCCAUGUGCACGAAGUUGAACUUUCGACACUGCCGUGCUAGGGUGUGUCAGAUCAUACGAUUAUCGCUCUAUGGUUUUAGACGUGGUGUAAACACACGCGAAGGCAAUCCUUCCAUUGAACAUGCGACAGUACUCAGCAGACAAGGGCCGAGUAGGAGGGACGUAAGCGAGCGUGCUUCGCUGAGAAUGACCCGAGAUCAAACAGGGAUUGGAAAGAGCACAACACAAUGUCGCACCAGGGCGAGGAGGACUCAGAUGUCUCUGAUCGCAGAUCCGGAUCAACAUGCCGCAAGGUGAACACUGGAAGACCUCAACCCGUGUUUGGGGGUCCAAAGCUGGAAGGAAGUUGGAGAUGAUAGUCUGCAUCCCAAUCACGCACAUGCUCUCCGCAGGAUUAUU